AUGCCCCCCAAGCGUGAACCCGCUAAGCAAACAGGUAAAGUGGUAGACGCCAUCCCAUCCAGAUCCCCUGCUAACCAAUCCCCCCUUUAUCCACCCCCAGCUGGGCGCUGGGACUUUGCUGCAGCCGGUAUUGAGCUGGCAGCGCGCAUGUCCGCACAGCCGGCGUCGGGCACCUCUGCCCACUCCGAGACCGAUCCGGCCCCGCAGGAAGACAAUCCGUUCGACUUCGAGAGUAAGGUCUACCAUUUGGAUGCAGCAUUCGGGCUUGAUGAGCCGGCUGGAGAAGGGGAGGACGGUGGGAGGUCAACCGGAGGAGCUACACCGGCGUUACCAGAGGACCCCUCCCAGUCCGAUCAGGCGCCGGCCACCGAUGAUGACGACUUCAACUUUGAAGUACCUGGGCUUGGUGAUGACAAUGUCCCGGCGCCCCAGGGCGAUACCGCUCUGGCUGGCACUGGGGACCGUCCUGACAUUACAUUCUUCCGUGGCACAGAUGGUGUGCCGACCCGAUCUCGGAUGCCCACCUACGGAUGGACCGGCGUCGAAGAACCCGGCCCCGGCGAAUCCAGACGUCUAACAACGACUCUGUCUCGGGAACCCAGGACCAGCGGCGAGGUCUCUUGGGUCUGGCACCCUGGAACCAUUCCUCGGCCUCCUGUGUUUGACGAGAUGGUCCCCGCCGGCAUGACCGCCAACUCCUACCGCAACUUCGUCCUCACCCAGAUGAUGCAGCAGCCUGAUGACUCGAUGACCGCCUUUCUCCUCAACCUCUUUGUCGCCCACUCGGCCACCAAGUUGACGGCUCUCCAUCCAGAGACCCCCGAAGCCGGUGUCGGACACAUGAUCAGUACCCUCGAGAACGGCAAGGACGUCUUUUGGUCCAUCUAUCCGGAGUUUUUCAGAGAGAUGUAUGGUUCCUGGCCUCCGGCCACUUUGGGAGAUGCCAUCAAGAUUGCAGAAACGUUGAUGGCCUAUGAUCAGACGAAGCUGUGGAAGCAGGAGUAG
Messenger RNA from Coniophora puteana RWD-64-598 SS2, 1005 nucleotides. RefSeq lists its product as uncharacterized. Bases 1 to 1005 code for a protein of 334 amino acids. Lineage: Eukaryota; Fungi; Basidiomycota; Agaricomycetes; Boletales; Coniophoraceae. The record is from RefSeq and is a predicted model, not a curated record. The transcript has 7 exons.